Molecule: messenger RNA, 1056 nt
Organism: Diplodia corticola
Lineage: Eukaryota; Fungi; Ascomycota; Dothideomycetes; Botryosphaeriales; Botryosphaeriaceae
Product: mitochondrial deoxynucleotide carrier
Exons: 3
Coding region: 1-1056 (351 amino acids)
Biological process (GO): thiamine pyrophosphate transmembrane transport
Cellular component (GO): mitochondrial inner membrane
Molecular function (GO): thiamine transmembrane transporter activity
Source: RefSeq, a predicted model, not a curated record
AUGUCUGGCAAGGUCGAGCAGCUGAAGGAUGAGGGCUCCCGCUGGCAGGUCAUUGGCGCAGGCGCCAUUGCCGGUCUGGUAUCCAGAUUCGUCAUCGCCCCGCUCGACGUCAUAAAGAUCCGCCUCCAGCUCCAAACCCACUCCCUCAGCGACCCCUUCACCCACCCGUCCGCCCGCGGCGGGCCCAUCUACAAAGGCACGCUGGGCACACUCAAGCACAUCCUGCGCGAAGAAGGCGUCACCGGGCUAUGGAAAGGCAACGUGCCAGCCGAAGCCAUGUACCUCUGUUACGGCUCCGUACAAUUCUUCGCCUACCGCACCACCUCGUCCUUCCUCUCCUCGCUCUCCAUACAAGGCGACUCCUUCCAGUCCCGCCACCCCCAGGACGCGCGCGGCGGCAACACCAACACCAACAGCAACAGCAACAACCACACCCCCCUCCUCCCCUCCUCCCUCGUAACCUUCCUCUCCGGCGCCCUCGCCGGCACCGCCGCCACAACGACCACCUACCCGCUCGACCUCCUGCGCACGCGCUUCGCCGCCCAAGGCCCAACCGAACGCAUCUACCCCACCCUCGCCUCGUCCAUCUCCACCAUCCUCCGCCAAGAAGGGCCGCUCGGCUUCUUCCGCGGCCUCAGCGCCGCCGUCACCCAGAUCGUCCCCUACAUGGGCCUCUUCUUCCUCUCCUACGAGUCGCUCAAGCCCCUCGCCCACGCCCUCCGCCUGCUCCCCGGCUCCUCGAGCGACGCCGUCGCCGGCAUGUCCGCCAGCGUGCUCGCCAAGACGGCCGUCUUCCCCCUCGACACCGUCCGCAAGCGCCUGCAGGUCCAGGGCCCGACGCGCGCCCGCUACGUGCACAGGAACAUCCCCGUCUAUGACCGCGGCGUGGCGGCGACGGUCGCCGCGAUUGUGCGGAGGGAGGGCGUGAGGGGGCUGUAUCGUGGGUUGACGGUCAGUUUGCUCAAGGCGGCGCCGACGAGCGCGGUGACCAUGUGGACGUAUGAGCGGGUCAUGAGGAUUUUUGUGGCGUUGGAGGAGAUGGGGGACGAGGUUUGA